This is a messenger RNA of Necator americanus (New World hookworm), 666 nucleotides long. RefSeq lists its product as uncharacterized. The transcript has 7 exons. Lineage: Eukaryota; Metazoa; Nematoda; Chromadorea; Rhabditida; Ancylostomatidae. The record is from RefSeq and is a predicted model, not a curated record. Bases 1 to 666 code for a protein of 221 amino acids.
AUGCCAUUGCGGUUUGCUGUACCAGCAGUUACUAUGCUGAAGUUGUUGCUCCCUUUGCAGAAACUUGUCAGAAAAGGAUGCACUAAGACACACCCAAACGAUUACGAGGAGGCACUUUCUUGGCUCGUGGAGACGGCUUCAAGGAAAAAUAUCUCACCAGAAGAGUUUAGAGUGCUUCACUUUGAACGGCCAUGGGCUACAGCUCCUGUGGUGAUUACCCACGGUUGGAAAGCGGAACUUGAUAUGAGUGCUAAUGGAUUGAUCAGAUGGCUGCAUAAUCCUGAGAGAGAUGUUAACAUAGAAUUCGACUCGCAAGACAGCCUCUAUACGGUUCAAGUGAAAGCGGUCUUUUAUGCGAUUCUUAGUGCGAUGUUUCACCGAGUUUCCCAUGUUAUAAUAUAUACACCAAACGAAAUUGUCGUGAAAGUUGGAAAUGGAAUCUUUAAUCCUAAGAAGGAGACUAAAUUAUUCCAAGGCAUCAGAAGGAGGACUUUAAUAAGUGAACAAGAUCACGACACACAGGCAAAACUUCAUGUUUUGGACGGUGAUGCAUUGAAAAAACUCCAUGUGACACUAGAGGAGGCUACGAGUCGGAAGAAUGUUUCUUUAUGCUCUGAAAAUCUUUUUAGAGAACGGCAUUCCAAUGAACUUGUCCGAAUAACGUGA